GGGGAAUAUCAGGUGUCACUUCUACGCUCGAAGAGUUCGAGAUGAAUCGGCUAUCUUUCAAUUCACGGCUCAAGAAGAAAUGAAGGUGGCAGCCGAGAUGAGGGCCGCUCCAGUCGAAGAUGAGGCUGGCAAGCAACAAUCUGGUGACGCUGCCAAGAAGAAGUCUGACCCUAAUGCUUCCAAGAAGGCCACUGAUGUCGUUGCGCCCGGUCCGACGGCCCAAAAAGCCUGGCGGAAGCGGGAUGAAAGCCAUAAGAAGAGCAUCUCCAAUAGGGUAGUGGAUUGGAGUAAAGUCUAUCCUACGUGGCAUAGGAGGGAGAUAGAGAUAGGAUGAUUAUUUUAAUUUAAUAUGGAGAAAGUGUUGUGUAUGGAAAAAUGAAAAGGAAGAGAGAUAGGAGUAAAUUGUAGACAAUGUCUAUGACAAUGUCUAUAAAUAGACAUUACACAGGAAUCGAGGAGAAAAAGUGGAUGAAAAGUGGGUUAGAAGUGAUAUAAAAAUGAAAAUGAAAAUAAUUAAGGAGAUAUGCAGGUCCUACACAUAAAAUUUGUGAGAUAAAAAAUGGGACCCAAUUGUAAGCUAGAGUGCGUAAGAAAAUAGACAUCCCCAUUGAAGAUGCUCAAAGGCCGCCCAGAGCCGGUGAUAGGGGGAGUUACCCUAGGCAAGUGCCUAGGGCCUCCAUAUUUUUUUAGGGCCUCUAAUUUUAGAAAUGCUAUUUAUUUAUAUAUAUGUAUGUUUUAUUUGAGAGAGAUCAUUUUGUAUUUUUUGUGUGAUUCCCACUGCAUUCUUAAACGAGAAGGCACCAAUUCUUUUAUAGUGUCAUCCAUCAUUAAACUAUAAAUAAAUUUAAACACAAAUUUAAA
Messenger RNA from Cuscuta epithymum, 861 nucleotides. The record is from the annotation of a GenBank genome assembly. Lineage: Eukaryota; Viridiplantae; Streptophyta; Magnoliopsida; Solanales; Convolvulaceae.